AUGGAGUCCACCAAGGUCUCGGCGCUGCUGGUGCUCGCCAUGCUCGCCCUCUCCUCCCCCAUGGUGCUGGCGUGCGGCUCCGCCUCGUGCACCACCCCGUCCAGCGGCACCGGCACCACCAUCCCGUCCGUCGGCGGCAUUGUUGGCACCGUCUCCCCUGUCGUCGGCGGCGUUGUCGGCACCGUCGGCGGCGCCGUCCCUACAGUCGGUGGCGUCGCCUCUCCGGUUGUCGGCACCGUCACAGGAGCCGUCCCUACCGUUGGCGGCGUCGCAUCUCCGGUCGUCGGCAAAGUCGGCGGGAUGGUGUCUCCCGUCGUGGGCACCGUCGGCGGCAUGGUCUCUCCGGUCGUAGGCACCGUCACCGGCGCCGUCCCUACAGUCGGCGGCGUCGUCGGCACCGUCUCUCCGGCCGUCGGCACCGUCGGUGGUGCCGUCCCCACAGUCGGCGGCAUCGUGGGCAUCGUCACUCCCAUCAUCGGCGGCGGGAGCCCCUCUCCCAAGCGCCACGGCGGACGCAAGGCCUGCCCGCCUUCUCCCCCGACGCCCACGCCGUCUCCCCCGACGCCCGCGCCGACUCCACCCACGCCCACCCCUAGCCCCACGCCGUCCUCCGACACCUGCCCCAUCGACACGUUGAAGCUGGGCGUGUGCCUCAGCAUUCUCGGAAACGAGGUGCACAUCGGCGACAGCAAGGUCAAGUGCUGCGAGCUCGUGCAGGGCGUCGCCGGCCUCACCGCCGCGGCGUGCCUCUGCACCGCCAUCAAGGCCAAGGUGCUGGACCUCUCACUCUACGUGCCGCUCGCGCUCAGCCUGCUCGUCAACGACUGCGGCUGCGCCGUCCCGCCCGGCUACAAAUGCGCCUAAGCCAUCCUUCCCGCCCCCACGUACCUACGCAUGCAUCCACUGCAUAGUCAAGCCACCCACAAGUUUGAAACUAUUAAGGUUGUUGUUUGGUCGAUGAAGCCACUUGCUUCAGGGUUGUUCAUUUAGUACAUUUAUUUUAUUUAUUACCAUUCCCAUCAUUUGGUUUGAUAUCCAUCUUGUAAGAUUUGUAUAUCCAGAUCCUAUGGAAACUGUCAUUGUACGUUGUGUAACUAUUUAUCCAAAUGUAAUGCCAUUUUUACU
Molecule: messenger RNA, 1125 nt
Organism: Lolium rigidum
Lineage: Eukaryota; Viridiplantae; Streptophyta; Magnoliopsida; Poales; Poaceae
Product: elastin-like
Exons: 1
Coding region: 1-864 (287 amino acids)
Source: RefSeq, a predicted model, not a curated record